Messenger RNA from Alosa sapidissima (American shad), 3477 nucleotides. RefSeq names its product cadherin-related family member 1-like. Gene Ontology annotation, molecular function: calcium ion binding; cadherin binding. Lineage: Eukaryota; Metazoa; Chordata; Actinopteri; Clupeiformes; Clupeidae. The record is from RefSeq and is a predicted model, not a curated record. Gene Ontology annotation, cellular component: adherens junction; plasma membrane; catenin complex. Gene Ontology annotation, biological process: cell-cell junction assembly; homophilic cell-cell adhesion; calcium-dependent cell-cell adhesion. The transcript has 18 exons. Bases 389 to 3007 code for a protein of 872 amino acids.
AUUGGUUGGUUAGGUGAAUAUAUUAACAGCUGUUUUUAAUAGCUAUGGUUUUAAUUACCUCAAAUUAUGUCAAGAGUGAUUCAGAUCUAGAUGUGAUUUUAGUCUAUGUGUGGUUAGAAACAGUCAGCUAUGAGAUGUGCGUAUAUGUGUGACUGUGUGCGUAUGUGACUAUGUGUGUGUGUGAGUGUGCCUGUGUGUGUAUGUGUGCAUGUGUGCAGUUGGCUAAGGAUGCGUCACGGGAUUAGGGGCUGAGAAGCUCCUCCAGCUCCUUACGCUCCUGCAGAAGGGCAGCGCAACUCAACCGUGCGCGUAUGUGUGUCUGAGUGUCUCCAGUGCGAGUCUCCCCGCCGCUCCGCAUGCGACUCCCAGCUCGCUCAUCUCCUCCAGGAUGACCAGGGCUGGGGUUCCUCUGCUCCUCGUCGCGAUCCACCUCUCCCUGGCAAGGCGGUCUGAUUAUGCUCCAUAUUUUUAUGACAAUGGGCCAAGCAGCCUCGAUGGAAACAUGGCUUUGUUCAGCUUAUCAGAGGACACACCUGUGGGCACACAGGUAUUCGUGCUCAAUGGCACUGACCCAGAGGGAGACCCUGUGCGGUACGGCGUGGCCUUUGAGAAGGGCACUAAGGAAUACUUCAAAGUUGACCCCAAGUCGGGCAACGUGACUCUCGUCUCUGAGUUAGACAGAGAGCAACAAGGCGAGAUUGCGGUUCUUGUCAGUAUUACAGAUGGAAGGAAUAAGGUGGUGGAGAAAGUAAGAGUGUUCAUCACAGAUGCCAACGAUGAGCCACCUCAAUUUCUCAAUUUGCCAUUCAUAGUGGACGUCCCCGAGGACACUUCAGAAGGCACCAGCCUCUAUAAGGUCCAGGCAGUGGACCGAGAUUUGGGAUCUGGAGGCAGUGUCAGUUACUACCUACAGAGUUCUCCCACCACUAAGUUCACCAUAGACAGCCACAGUGGGGUCUUGCGCAUAAAACCUGGUGAGAAACUGGACUAUGAGACAACCAGGACCCACUUCCUUACUGUGGUGGCCAAGGAUGGGGGAGGCAAGUAUAAUGAGAAGUACCAGGUGAUGUCCUCCACCGCCACUGUCACCAUCAACGUCCUGGACUCCCAGGAUACUCCUCCUGCAUUUGUGGGAACACCCUACUUUGGCUAUGUGUAUGAGGUUUCUGUGCCUGGCUCAGAGAUCUUCACAGUCUUAGCCAAAGAUGGAGAUGAGGGCAAUCCCAAUCCUAUCCACUACUCCUUCAUGAAUGGAAGUGGAGGGUACUUCAGCAUUAACAGCACCAGCGGAUGCAUUAGUCUACUGACCUAUCCAGUCCAGCUGAGGAAUGAACUCUUUGAACUCAAAGUCAAGGCAUCUGAGCUGGGACCAGAGAAUGAGGAACUUAGCUAUGCGAUCACCAUGGUGACUAUCCGAGUAGUUGACCUAAAUAAUCACCCCCCAACAUUCUAUGGGGAGAACGGUCCUCAAAGUCGAUUUGAGCUGACCAUGUACGAACACCCACCGGAAGGGGAGAUUCUACGAGGCCUGAAAAUCACUGUCAAUGAUUCAGACCAGGGAGCCAACGCAAAGUUUAAGCUGAGGCUAGUUGGACCGGGCCGAGUACUCAGAGUCGUCCCCCAGACUGUCCUCAACGAGGCCCAGGUCACCAUCAUCGUGGAGAACUCCACUGCCAUCGACUAUGAGAAAUACCAGUUCAUAGCAUUUAAGCUCUUGGCAGUUGAGAUUGACACUCCAGAGAGGUUCAGCGCUACAGCCGACAUCAUCAUCAACCUGAUUGACACCAACGACAACACGCCCAAGUUCUCCUCCGAGUACUACAUCGCCAGGAUUCCUGAGAACUCCCCUGGAGGAUCCAAUGUCGUGGCUGUGACAGCCUCCGAUCCUGACUCUGGGCUGUGGGGUGAAGUGAAGUACUCCAUUUAUGGAUCAGGAGCUGAUCUGUUCCUCAUCCACUCCACGUCUGGCAUUAUCUACACCCAGGCCUGGGCCAGUCUGGACGCUGAGGUGAAGUCCAAGUAUAACUUCUAUGUGAAGGCUGAGGACACGGAGGGAAAGUACAGUCUGGCCGAAGUCUUUGUCACGGUGUUGGAUCUCAAUGAUCAUCCUCCUGAAUUCAACGACAACUUCCUGGAGAAGACCAUGAUCAUUGGUGCCCCAGUGCAAAUACAGGCUGUAGAUGAGGAUGCUGAGGAGCCCAACAAUGUCAUUGAGUACUCCAUCAUGAGAGCUGACCCCGACAACAUAUUUGAGAUCAAUGGGGCCACAGGAGAGAUCAAGCUCAAACCCUACAUCAAGUCUCUGGAGAUUGUGCACAACAUCACCAAGCAGAGGGACUGCAAGUGGUCCCUGGUAGUCCAAGCCCGCGACCGAGGAAAACCAUCAUUUAGCACAACGGCAGUGUUGAAGAUCGACAUAACUGAGGCGACCCCCCUCAAGGGGCCCAUGGCGGCCUUUUUAAUGCAGAGUAGAGAGAAUCCAUUGAAAGCCCUAGGCAUGAUGGCUGGGUUCAUUAGUAUUAUGGUGCUAGUGACUAUCUUGAUCUCCACGGCUAUGUUCAUGCGCAACACAAAGUCGAACAGGAUCAUGCCAGCGCGGCGCAUCAUCCGCAGGAGGCAGCCGGAACCCCCGAGGAGCUUCAAUUUCUUCCGGACGCCUUUCAGUCGGCCCGACAGCGCGGGCGACGACCUCGACCUCGAAGACCCGGACGACGGCGGUGGUGAGAAUGUCGUGAGCCCCAGCGGCCAGAACGUCAACCUGAACAACAACAGCGGCCGGCCCAAACCCCCGCCGCCCAGUGCCCCGAGACUGCCCCCUCCUCCAGCCACCAACUACAGGCCCAAUGAAAGGCAGCGGCCGGUGCCCACCAUAUCGGGCUCGUUGGCAUCCAAGGGCUCCAAGAAGAAGAGACCUGACUCUGAGAGCGUCAGCAACGCACUGGUCUCCGAGCUGAAGAUGAAACUAGAGCAGAAGAUACAGGAGGCAAACAAAAGCUAUUAUUACUGACCCCUGCCCCCAAACAUACGGUCAUUACUGUACAUACCAAGUGUUUUUUCAAGAGAGCCGUGCUUUUUGAAGGCCUCUUCAGGGCAUUCACCUUUCCACUGGCCUGUCAAAGACAAACUGUCCCUUGGUGACUCACUCAUGAAUGUUUGACUAAUUUGGUCAAAUUGUCAAAUCUACUUUUUCGCCGUCUUUUGACAGAAAAUCCCUCCAUCCUUUCAGAUAACAUCCUACCUCCCUUCCACCUUGCUAAAUUCUCACAUUAUGUCCAUGAGAGCCGGCCGGCCACUCUAAUCUAACACCAUUCGUUUUUCAUACAAAACAAGCCAGCCAGUAGGUUUUUGGGAGGAGAUUUUUAAAGCCCGAUUUAUCGCGUCUUAAGAGUUAGUUCACUCGGAUGUUCCAGUCAGAUGGCUGCUCCUGUAGGGUGCUGGAGACUUGGGAGAGGCUAGGCAGGGGGAGGUCAGGGAAGG